AUGAGUGGAUCCGGAAGCACAUAUUUUGGGAAGCAAGGUGCUGCGAUGGUUCUUAUAUCUCCAGUUCAAACAAAUUUCAUGGUCGCAAGUCUUUAUCUUUUGGCACACCAAAAACACAAUGCCCCAGACAUGGGCUACAAGAACAAAGUUGGAUUCUUUGUAUUUGCAUUAGCUUCCAUUGUCUACCAGUCACCCUCAGCUGUUGAUGCCCAAACUGACAAACACAGCAAUUCCAUGGAUUUUGCAAGCAUUGUGACCAUGCUCAUCCUCAUCUGGUCUUCUAGCCACCAAUUAAAUAACUGUCUACGAGAUGGUGUUCCCCGCUUCGUCGAAUUACCGUCAGAAUUGCAAGACGAAGUCGUGCGGAACUGCACCCCGAGCGAUCAGCUGGCAUUCGCCCGUACGUCCAAGGACUGUCACCAGCAAACUAUUCCGCUGCUUUAUCACCAAGUUGACUGCAGUGUGCACAAUCGGCCAGGUCUUUUUCCGGGUCGACACUGCAAACUGGUCUCCGCCGACAAUCCACUCCUGGAUGACAAUGAUUUGCGACUCGCAUGUGAGCAUAGACAGCAGCUGUUUCUUGCUGCACUCAAUUCAAACGACACAUAUGGGCAUCAGCGAGGAACCUACCUGGUCCGCGUUCAGCUACUUCCUAAUGUGAAAUUUCUGGACUUUGCUUCUCUUGCAUUCAAACGGCAAUGUCUUGCUCCGCCAUCUCUGUUUCCUUGUGUCACGCACCUUCGCCUCUUGGGUCAAAUGACUUUCGCGGUCGUGCGAGCUUUCACAGACUUCACCGAUCCUGCUCAGCUCAUUUCACUGGAAUUCGAUAAUCUGCAGGACUUCGGACAAUUGAAUGAAAACGAAAAAUUACCGGCACUCGCCGACUUAGCUAAAAUCAGAGAAUCGAAAGACAAGGAAGGGAAUUCGAUAGUACGUCAUCCAGGGGUGAUGAGGGGACACCUUCAACAUCUUGAAGGGAAAUGCUCGAACCUGCGUUCUUUAUGUCUCCGCAGCGUUGGAAAUGACCGUCAACUAGAUUCUCGAUGGUCACCUACCAUAGACGCAGCACGCUACAAAGAGUGGGCAACAUUUAUCAUCUCCGUCAGUCCCACGCUGGAAAACCUUGUCAUUGAGCAAGGAGUAGAAGUUGACGAUACAGAUGUUCUGCAUUGCCGGCCUCAGCCAGUACAAGUGGGCCGACCCAUGGACUCAGGUUCCUUGAACACCUUUUGCCUGUUCUGCAACAAGGGAAUUGGCCUUCUCUGA
Mollisia scopiformis is the source of this 1266-nucleotide messenger RNA. RefSeq lists its product as uncharacterized. The transcript has 4 exons. The record is from RefSeq and is a predicted model, not a curated record. NCBI's taxonomy places the organism in Eukaryota, Fungi, Ascomycota, Leotiomycetes, Helotiales, Mollisiaceae. The coding region runs from base 1 to 1266 and encodes 421 amino acids.